This is a messenger RNA of Phlebotomus papatasi, 1743 nucleotides long. RefSeq names its product transmembrane protein 161B (gene emei). Lineage: Eukaryota; Metazoa; Arthropoda; Insecta; Diptera; Psychodidae. The transcript is spliced from 2 exons. The record is from RefSeq and is a predicted model, not a curated record. The coding region runs from base 146 to 1618 and encodes 490 amino acids.
GGUUAAUUUAAAACUUGCUUGCCAGUAAUUGUCAUUGCCCUGAAGAAAUUUUUAUUAUUUUCCAAAGUGCUCAUAAAACGGAUAAAACACUUGAAAAUGUAUUAAAUUUUCUUUGUGAAUCCGUGAAAACUAGUCAGAGAAGCACAUGGCGCUCCUUGGAGCUCAAUUGGUCAUCACGCUGGUAAUGGUGAGUCUGAUGCAGAAGCUGAGUCCACACUUUUCCCUGGCCAAGUGGAUACUCUGCUCAACGGGACUCACCCGGUACCUCCAUCCGUCCGACACUGAGCUCAAGAAUCUCGCCGGUGUCCCCAAGGGCAAAGGUAAGUCCGGGAAGGGGCAGGGAGUGAAGAAUGGAGGAAGCGAUGGCACCUUCCACAUCCCCCAAAAUCUCAACAUUCAGCUGGAAACGGCCAAGAUUUCAUCGUCGGAUGUUGUGCAUCUGAGAUAUUUUACGGAAUAUCAGUGGCUGGUGGAUUUUAGCUUGUACUCUGCUGUUGUUUAUACCAUCUCUGAGAUCUUCAGUUACUUCAUCCCGCCAAAGGAUGAGGUGAAUCUGAGCAUGAUGUGGUGCCUCUUGGUGAUUUUUUUUGCCUUUCGGCUGCUGAUUUCUCUCACGGUUCAGUACUUCCGGAGCGAGGAAUCUAUCGGGGAGAGGUCCACGUGCAUAGUAACUGGGUUUUCUUACCUCCUGGUUGCCAUGAUGGUGCUGAUUGUGGACGAGAGUACACUGGAAGUUGGCCUGGAUCGAGCGUACAGUGUUUUCAAUCAGAGCGCUUCGGUGUUUUUGGAGACACAGGGCAUCUCCUCGAGUGGUCCAGCAUCCAAGAUCAUUGUCAAGUUCUGCAUUGCGGUGAUGUGCGGUCUUCUGGGUGCCAUUUUCACCUUCCCGGGGCUCAGAAUGGCUCGAAUGCAUUGGGAUUUGCUGAAAUACUGCCAUGAGAAUCGUCUGCUGCAGAUUCUCCUCAAUGUCAACUUUGCCCUGCCUUUUGUCCUGGUCAUCAUGUGGGUGAAGCCCAUCAGCCGGGAUUACCUAACUGAACGAGUCUUCCGGGGCCUGGAAGGUCCUCUGAUGACUCCUCAUGCCUUCGAAACCACUCGCCUGAUUCUCGUUGUCUUCGUCGUCCUCCUUCGCUUCGUCCUGAUGCCCUUCUACCUCCAAGCCUACCUCAAUCUGGCCCAUCAGCGAGUCGAGGAGCAAAAAAAGGAAGUGGGCAGGAUCACAAAUGUCGAGCUUCAGCGCAAAAUCGCCUCCAUUUUCUACUAUCUCUGCGUAGUGACUGUCCAGUACGUAGCUCCCAUUAUCAUGUGCCUCUACCUGGCCCUCAUGUACAAAACCAUGGGCGGCUACCGCUGGACAUCCAUCUUCACUACAGCCCCAGUCGACGUGGCUGAGUGUCCAGCUGACGAUCUCCUUCCUGUCCAGGCCACAGAGGAAGAAUUCGAAAGUAUCAUCUCUUCAGCGAGAGCCAUUCAAUUGUCCCUGAAGAGCCUCAAAAACGUCUUCAACGAAGAAGUGUACAGAGGACUCUUUGGAUUUGCCACAUGGUGGAGUUGCUUCGCCUGGUUCGCUGCCACUUCCCUCGGAAUGAUCUAUCAGUCCUACUUUGACAAGAACUAAAAAUAAAUCCCCAUCGGGAGGAUCUUCAGUGUCAUUUCCCGCGAAAAGGGAAAUUUUUGUGUUGAUUUGCAAUCGGAUUGUUGUAUUAUAUUUGAAGAAUAAAUUAUUAGAUAAUAGUGAUUUUA